Molecule: messenger RNA, 550 nt
Organism: Anopheles moucheti
Lineage: Eukaryota; Metazoa; Arthropoda; Insecta; Diptera; Culicidae
Product: MICOS complex subunit MIC13 homolog QIL1-like
Exons: 3
Coding region: 102-476 (124 amino acids)
Biological process (GO): cristae formation
Cellular component (GO): MICOS complex; mitochondrial crista junction
Source: RefSeq, a predicted model, not a curated record
AAAAAAUUACGUAAAAUAAAAACACAAAUCCACAAUCCUUGAUUUGUUUAGGACUUCACUGGCCUCCGCUGGGUAUACGACUGCUUCGAGCGAAAUCGGAUAUGUUCAGAUUCGCAAUUAAAGCUGGACUCGGUGGUAGUGCCGUGUACUACAGCAAACAGGAAGGUAUAUGGGAUGAAAAUACCGAAAAGGUAUGCGAACGUUACUCUAGCGCCCUAAAGCCACAUCUGGAUACCGUUAAGAAACAAAUUCCGUUGGAUAUACCAGCGCUGCCUUCCAGCGGAGAGCUAUGUUUCGUGACGAAACAUUACUACAAUGAAGGCGUGAAGAGUACGUUCCACUUCAUUCAUCGACUGCCUUGCUACGCCGGACAGUUGGUGAAAAAGAGUUCGGAUGCUAUCAAACAGGCAUUAGAUGCACAGCCAGCUCAGAAAACGGAACCGGCUGCACCGGUAGUAGCAACGACAAAGAAAUAGGCCCAUGACAGGCGCCGAGCUUGUUCGUUAACUGUUGAUUACAUGAAAUAAAAAGCGGGUUGUAAUCUAACUGU